AGCAAAACUUACUUUCCCCCGUUUUUUGAUUGCCCGCUCGUUCUGACUCUUCGAUCUAACGAAGAAAUGUUAUUCUUAUCUGAAUUUUGCCCCGCAAUUCCCCUGAAUCCAAUCCAAAAAGCAGUGAAAACACCAAAUUUUGUUUCAUUUCACUGGACUAGUUAACCAACCACGAGGGCUACUAACUCUCUCUCUUUGAUCCUUUGAGGGUUUGUUUCAAUUUUAGGGUUUUAGGGGAAAAACUCAGAUUUUUGGUUGUUUGAUUGGUAGUUUCUAUGGAGACGGAAACCCCAGACGAGAACAAGCCGAUGGGAGAAGAGAAGGAGAAGGAAAAAGAAAAGGAGGAAACUAAAGAGGUUUCUCGGGAAAGUGAGGAAAAGAAGGAAGUUGAAGAGAACGAAGAGGAGGAGGAAAAGGAAGACAACGAAGAGAACAGAGAGAAAGGUGCUAAGAAGGGAGAAGAUAGUAGUCGAAAGCGAAGCUCCAGGAAACCCAAUCGAGGUUCAGCUGAGAAGAAAGAGCCUAUGACACCCAGUAGUGAUAGGCCUACAAGGGAAAGGAAAGUCGUUGAAAGGUACUCGGUUCCAUCUGUUGCUAGGUCUUCCACUCCCAAACCUUUGUCAAUUGAAAAGGGUGCUGGUACACAGCUUAAAGAUAUUCCAAAUGUGGCUUUCAAGUUGUCGAAGAGAAAAUAUGAUGAUAAUCUGCAGCUUCUCCAUAUGAUACUCUUUGGAAAGAAAGCAAAGCCUCAAAGAUUGAAGAGAAACAUUGGCCAAUUUUCAGGCUAUGUUUGGGUUGAGAAUGAGCAGGAAAAACAAAAGGCAAAAGUAAAGGAAAAAAUUGACAAAUGUGUUAAAGAAAAAUUAGUUGAUUUCUGUGAUUUGCUGAAUAUUCCAAUCAUGAGAACCACUGUAAGAAAGGAGGAACUCUCUGCCAAAUUGUUGGAAUUUCUGGAAUCUCCCUGUGCUACAACUGACAUUCUGCUUGCUGAAAAGGAACAGAAGGGUAAAAAGCGUAAAGCUACACCAAGCAAAAACAUUGCUUCUGGUGAAACAUCAGAGAAAUCAGCCAAGAAGCGACAAAGCACACCCCAAGGUGGGGAAAAACGUAAGCGUUCAUCCAAAGUUGAGGAAAAAGAUGAAGAUGUUGAAUCCCCUGUCAGUGAAGAUGAUUCUCAUGAGGAUGAUGUUGACACUACAGUCAAAGAAGAGAGUGAUGACGAAGAGACUAACUCAAAGGAAGAAGAAGACGCACCCAAGAAGUCAAGCAAUAAAAGUACCUCCAAAAAGAUUGCAAUGGAUCGUCCAGAUUCAAAACUUAAGGAGACAUCAGCAUCUGGAAAGAAGCUUACCUCUGCAAAAUCUAGCAGAAAAUCUUCUGUUUCAACUUCAAAACAGGGUGCUAGUGAUGGUGAUAGGACUCCAGGCUCUAAAUUAAAGGGUUCUGCAUCAAAAAAGCAAAAGGUUGGAAAGGAAGGCUCUAUUGAUGUUAAAUUGUCCACCAAAAGCGAGGUUCCUGGCAAGAAGCAAACGAACAAAUCACCAGCAAAGGUUUCUACCAAGACUCAAGCGACAGGUAAAGGAAAAAGCAGCAAGAAGCCUAAAGCUGAGCCUAGCAGGGAAGAGAUAAAUGAAGUAGUGGUAGAUAUUCUAAAAAAAGUGGACUUCAACACUGCAACAUUAUCGGAUAUUCUUCGGCAACUUGGUACGCACUUUGAUCUGGAUUUGAUUCACAGAAAAGCUGAGGUGAAGGAUAUUAUUACUGAAGCAAUAAAUAACAUGUCUGAUGACGAAGAAGGGGAGGAAAGUGAGGAGAAUGCUGAUACAGGUGAGGGUGUGGAUAAAGAUGGGAAUGGGAACGAUGAUACUUGAGGAAUUACAUAUCACCAUGUCGAACGUGUGAGAUAUCUGCAGUCAUUGGUAAUUUAUCACCCUCCAUUGUUUUCUUGCUAGUCUCAUACAGUUAUAAAAUUGUAGUCAUUUUAGAUGUUCAAAUAGGUGGGGUUGUAGCAUGAGUUACCGACUCAUUUUGUAUUUAACUUAUAUUGUUGGUCUGGCCUCAACUUACAUGACCUUUUAGUUUUUUUUUUUUUUCAUCUGUACUUUCUUCAUUGAAAUUGUUCGAGUUGUAUUUAGUUGUGUAGUUAGUUAGGCAGUGAAUGCUUUAGUAGAAUGUGUUGGGAUGAAACUAUAGUUGUACCAGUCUUGCCUCACUCCAUUGGUCGAAAACGAUUACUACCUAGUAUUUUGAUAGUAGGAUGAUAUGUAUGUACCCGUUAUGACAUUAAACAGUUCUAAUGUAUCUUUUGUUAUAUUGGUUU
Messenger RNA from Gossypium raimondii (Peruvian cotton), 2320 nucleotides. RefSeq names its product DEK domain-containing chromatin-associated protein 1. NCBI's taxonomy places the organism in Eukaryota, Viridiplantae, Streptophyta, Magnoliopsida, Malvales, Malvaceae. The record is from RefSeq and is a predicted model, not a curated record. The coding region runs from base 276 to 1871 and encodes 531 amino acids. The transcript has 11 exons. Gene Ontology annotation, molecular function: DNA binding; histone binding. Gene Ontology annotation, cellular component: nucleus. Gene Ontology annotation, biological process: chromatin organization; regulation of double-strand break repair.